Messenger RNA from Closterium sp. Yama58-4, 7446 nucleotides. Lineage: Eukaryota; Viridiplantae; Streptophyta; Zygnematophyceae; Desmidiales; Closteriaceae. The record is from the annotation of a GenBank genome assembly.
AUGUACCUGUCGCAGGAGCUCGAGCGCAUUCAGCGGCAGCGCGAGGAAGAGGCGCGCCACGAGGCGAAGCUGGAUUUUCGCGGGCUUCGGCUCUACCGCGAGUUAACCGCUACAUCCGAACCCAUGUAUUGGCGCGAAAAUCCCGAUAAAACGGAGAUUACAGGAGCCAAGGCAACCGUACCGGCUGCUGCUAACCCUGGUAACCCGCCGGGUGGUAACAUGUGGAGUUACUCCUCUGUCGCUCCGUCUUCGUCGGGUUCCAAGCCGCAGUAUAUGGGUCAAACGUCCACUUCCGGGGUGACCUUCUAUGGCGCGAAUGGCGGCGGGAGAAGCGGACGGAUUGAGACGUACGAGAGUGCGGUGAAAAAUGGGGAAAGCGAGGGGAAGAAAGCUGAGAGCAAGAAGAGCGGCGGGGGUUUUGCGAGUUGGCUGAUGGGAGGGGCAGACCAGGAGCAGCACCUGCUGUGGGAUGAGCCGAAAUAUAAGGAGGGUGAGGCGAAACUUAUUCUCAUGUAUUCCCACGCGCCGUAUGGCGAGCGGCGGCGGGGUCGCCCGUCGCCCGCGGAGUUUUACCUCGAAGAUCGCAGCGAGCGCGAGCGACGUCGCGCGGAGAUCGGCGGCUUCAGCAAGGACUUGGAGGAGAUGCGACAGCGACUGCGUGCGAUGAGGGUGGAGGAGACGCAGGAGAUUCAGCAGCUGCGGAAGAAGCAGGAGCAGGAGGCGUUUGAAGCGGAGCAGGCGCAGAAAUUGCGCGAGCAGCAGAUUCUCCUCCUGCAGAAGCAGCGCCAGUUAACUUACGCCACGUGGCGCGGCGAAGGCACGCGUCCGUACGAGUCGCCGUUCGAAAAGGAGUCGGAGUUGCUACCCUCCGCGUAUCACGCUGUGGUCGGCAAGCCGCACUUACCUGUUGCGAAUGCACCAGUGAGAGUCGACCACGUGGAGCUUCCUCCGCCGGUCUGGUCCGCGACGCGUUCGUCCGCGAGCCUCUUUAACUACGCGAGCCGCGGCACCGGCUCCUACAGUCGGGCCACUGGGUCCGGGGCGCGCGGCUUGGGCGCCGCAAUGUCCGGCGCCAGCAGCGGCGCGAGCCGGAGCAGCGGGGGAAGCAGCUUGUCGGACGCCGUUUGCUCUAGCAGCAGCAGCGGCGGCUGUGACGUGACGGCUAGCCGUCAGUCUGACGGAAGCAGGUACGUGGCGACCAGGGGCUACGGUCAUGGUGGUAUCGCAAAUGACGUGGCGAUGACGUCACAUCCGUACAGCGGCAUUGCCCCUCCUUACACCGGCUUCAGCUUGAAGAGCGCUACGAGCGGGGCUGGCGAGAGCGCCCGUUACAGUCACACUCGCAGCGCGACCAGCAGCAGCAGCACGGACGGAAGUGACGAUACUGAAGAUUUCGACCCGCGCGGCCAGCGUAACCCGACCGCGCUACCUGUUCCGAAGCUCCCCACCCCGCCUGUGCCUGCGCCUGCGCCUGCGCCUAACCCCUUCGUUUCUGUCUCGCCACAGACCAUCCCGCUCGCUGUUAGCACAUCCGUUGGUGGCGCUAACCACAGUGUCAUGGCGGGCGUUUCGUCCUCGCCGCCGUCGGAUCCUUUUCAGGAGCCGCCAUCUGAACCGUCCACUCCGAUCGUCCUCUAUUCGCCCACCGCGUUUGCCGCUCGCGAUCCCUCCCUCCAGCCGUCGUUCAGCUGCUUCCUCACCUCCUCCGCGCUCCACUCUUCUGCUUCCUCCUUUUCCUCUUCCUCAUCUUCCGCCACGUCCGCCUCACCAUUCUCUCCCGCUUUAUCCUCGUCUUUGUCAGCCUCGCUAUCCGCUACUGCCGACGAUGCGGAGGCCGCCGAUUCCGACGAUGCGCCUCUUCUGUCGUCGUCGACUCAAUCUGGAUCUGCGCCCGCCGAUCGUUAUAGUCACUACGCGGAAGACGCGCUUGAGGCUUCCGCCUGGAGCCCUCCGCGCGCCUCCCUUUCGCCCCCUCCCAGCGGCUCCGCGGAUGCUGUUAUUGACGAACCCUUGCCGCCCGCAGCCACGUCAGCACAAUCCGACGUGGCAGAUGCGACGUGGCAGGCACCCGAUGCCUUCUCUGCGCAUCCCUUCGCUCACUCCGCAAGCCGCGCCGCGUUCGACGGCGGAGUUGCUCCUUCUCUGCCUCAUGCCUCCCUUCUGAUGUCGUCUCACGACUUCGCGGAAGAUUCGGAUGGAGUAACAAAGGCUGAGGCAACGCCGAGCGCGGCUAGCACCACACCUGACGCCGCAUCUUCCGCCGCGAAUGGCGCCGCAACGGCCGCUGCCAGUGGCAGCUCGUUUCUCGGAAACCUCUUCUCAUGGACGCGCGCAGAAACGACAACGCAGCCGCCCAAAACUGUGUCGCUGCCGCCCACGCUUUCUCUCGCGUCAGCACAGGUGUUCACUGGACCAGACCUUCACUCCACGUCAUCGUACUUCGGUUCCACGUCAUCAGGCAGCUCCAACCGCUCGAUCAACGGCUACGAUGCGGAGUCGGAGGUCAUCGACGGCUCAAAGUCCAAGGAGGGAAAAGUUGAAGAGAAUGGAUAUGAGAACAAUAAAGAGGAUGACAAUAACGAGUUCGACGAGCCGCUUUACUUGCUGGACACCAAGCACGGAUCGCGCAGGGAAGUUGGAUGCAAGGGGAAGGCACCCAAGUCGUCGUCCAAAGCGGCUGCUGCGGCCGCCAUUGCUGCCGCCGCUGCCGCCAAGAUCGCCGCGCUGGGGAUUGGGGGGAAGGCGGAGGAGAAGCGCCAGGCGGAAGCCGCGCAAGGGGGAGCGGGCGGGGAGGCGGGAAGCCGGGGGGAAGAAGGUGAAUGGGGAGAAGGGGAAGCGGAAGGGGAAGAGGAGAGGAGAGGGGGCGCGCGGAAAGCGUUCUGGGAUGAGGGGGAGUAUGAGGGGGAGGGGGAGGCGGAAGAGGAGGUGAACGAGAUUCUGGAGCUUCAGGAGUGGAUGGAGGCGCAGAUGCUGGUUGAGGGGGUGCGGAGAGCGUUCAUGCGCGGAGGGACCGGGGGGAGCGGAGCGGCGGGGGGAAGAGGAGAGGUCGGGGGAAGCGGAGGGAGAGUGAAUGAGGUGGAAACCGGAGGGGGAGGAGGAGGAGAGGAGGCAGCAACAGCAGGGGGAGUAGGAGGAGGAGCAGUGGCGAGCGUGUGUGAUGCUGAGAUGGAAGCGUGGAUGCUUGCGCUGCCUCCGCUGGUGGUGAUGGCUCGUAGUGACGAUGGUGUAGAGGAUACGAGUGAGGAGGAGGUGGAAGAGGAGGAGUGUGAGGAGGUUGAGGGAGAGGAAGUGGAGGAGGAAGAAGUGGUGGUGAUGGCUCGUAGUGACGAUGGUGUAGAGGAUACAAGUGAGGAGGAGGUGGAAGAGCGAGGGGAAGAGAUGGGAGAGGAGGUGGAAGGGGGGGAGGAGGUGAUGGUGGUGGAGGAGGAGGAGGUGGAGGUGAUUGAGUUGGAGGAAGGGGAGGAGCUGGAGGAGGGGAUGGAGGUGGUUGAGAUAGUGGAGAGGGAGGUGGUGGAGGAGGAGAGGGAGGAGGAAGAGGAGGAGAGGGAGGAGGUGGAGGAGAGAGAGGAGGAAGAGGAGCAUGGGGAGGGAUUAGAAGAAGCGGAGACUUUGGAGGAGGAUGAAGUGGAAGAGGGUUGUGAGAGUGCGAACGACACUGAGUGUGAGGGGGAGGGGCGUGGUGCGGAAGCGUGUGGAAGCGAGGGAGAGAGAGAUUUUGGUAGUGAGUGUGGGAGUGAGUAUGAGAGCGAGAGGGAGAGUGAGGAUGGGAGUGUGAGUGUGAGUGAGAGAAAUAGUGAGUGUGGGAGUGAGACUAGGAGCGAGAGUGGGAGUGAUAUUGGGUCAGUGAGUGAAGCGAGUGAGAGUGUAAGGAGCGGAGAUGAGAGUGAGGAUGAGAGAGCAGGGAUCGAGGAGGGGUGCGGUGGGAGUGAGGGGGAGGAAGUGGCUGAGAGUGAGUGUGGGAGUGAGGGGGGAGAGGGAGGCAGUCUGAAGAGUGAGGGAGAGGACGAGGAUGGGGAGGAGGGAGGCGGAAGGAACGCGGGAGAUGAAGCUGCUGAGAGUGAGUGUGAGAAUGAGAGUGAGAGUGGGAGUGAGAGGGGAGAGGAAGGGAGUCAGAAGAGUAAGGAUGAAAGAGAAGAGGAAGGCGAGGAGGGAAGCGACGGGAGUGAUGGGUUUGCUGAGAGUGAGGGGGGAAACGAAGGGAGCUUGUCGAGUGAGGGAGAAGGCGAGGAUGAGAGGGAAGAGAGCAUCGAAGAGAGGGAGGAGGAGGAAGAGACGGAAGCGAGGGAAGAGACGGAGGAGAAGGUAGAGAGGGUAGUGGAGGAAGGGAGUGGUACUGAAGUGGGAGCUGAAAUAAACAGUGAAGAAGCAGAAUUCGGAAAAUCAGAAGAGGCAGAAGGGGCAGAAGGGGCAGGAGACGGAGGAGAGGGGGAAUUACAGGGGGGAGCUGUUGAGGGGAUGAGGGAGGAGGAAAGUGAGGUGGAGGAGGGAGAAAGUGAAACGACUGGUGGGUGUGAAGACGAGGGUGUGGUAGUGUGUGAGGAGGGUGAGGAUGAGAGUGAGGAGAGUAAGGAGGAGAGUGAGGAGGGGAGUGAGGAGGAGAGUGAGGAGGAGAAUGAGGAGGAGAAAGUGGAAGUGGCACAGGAGGAGGGAGAGGAGGGAGAAGGAGAGGAGGAGAGUGCGGAGUUGAGUGGUGAGGAGAGAGCGGAGGGGAAGGAAGAUCAUGCUUCGUGCGCUGAUGAGGCAGCAUAUGUGUCAGCUGAUGUGGCAGUAGAUGUGUCAGCUGAUGUGGCAAUGACGAGUGUGAUGGGAGGAGAGGGCCACGUUGAGGAGAGAAGGGAUGUGACAACAGACGUGGCAGGGAGCGCUGACCUGGCAGGAAUUGUUUUCGAUGCUGCUGACGUGGCCGAAAGUGCAAGCGUGGCAGAAGGAGCUGAUGUGGCAGGAGCUGACGUGGCAGAAGAUGCGGAUGUGUCUGAUGUGUCAAGUUGUGCUGAUGUGGCAGAAGGAGCUGAUGUGUUAAGUGGUGUUGACGUGGUAGAAAGUCCGGAAGCAUGUGGCAGGCUGGCAGAGGAUGCUGCAUUUGACGCGGGAGGGAAGGAGGAAGAGAGUGUGGAGGGAGGUGAAGAGGAGAGUGGGGAGACGAAGGGAGUGGAUGAAGCUUGUGUGGAGGAAGUGAGUGGUGCGGGUGAGGAGAGCGUGGAGGAAGUGAGGGUGGAGGAAGAGAGUGUGGAGGAGGGAGCUGAGGAGGAACGGGAGGAUGAGGAGGUGGAAGUGAAGAGAGAGGAGGGUGGGGAGGGAGAGGGGGAAGAGGAGGGGGUACUGGAGGAGCAGGAGUGUGGUGAUGGGGAGGAAGAGGUGGAGGUAGAAGAGGGUGAGGAGGGAGAGGAGGGUGAGGAGGUGAAGGAGGAGGAGGGGGGGGAGGUGUAUGAGUGUGUGAGUGAGGGGAAUUCGGACGUAGGGGAGGAAGUGGAAGAGGAGGAUGAAAUGAAAGAAGCAGAGGGAGAGGAGGCUGAAGAGGGAGAGGAGGCUGAAGAGGGAGAGGAAGUGGAGGGCGAGGAGGGAAAGGAGGGAGAGGGGGGCGAGGAGGAGGAGGUGCAUGAGUGUGUGAGUGAGGGCGACGUGGAAGAGAGGAAGGAAGACGAGGGAGCGAAGAAGGAGGGAGUGGAAGUGGAGGAAGAAGACGAGGAAGGGGAGAAAGAAGAGGAGGUGAUGGAAGAAGCACAGGCAGAAGACGAGGUAGAGGUAGCGCAGGAGCGAGAGGAGGGAGUAGAGGGAGAGGAGGGAGAGGAGGGAGUGAUAUACGAGUACGUGAAUGAGGAAGAUCUGGAGGAAGGGGAGGAGAUUGUUGAAGUGACAGAGGAGGGAGAGGAGAUAGGCGAGAGGGAAGUGGAGGCAGAGGAGGGAGUGAUAUAUGAGUAUGUGAACGAGGAGGAUGUUGAGGAAGGGGAGGAGAUUGAGAAAGGGGAGGAGAUUGAAAAAGCGACAGAGGGGGGAGAAGGAGAGGAGAUCGUUGAGUUCGUGUAUGAAGACGAGGAGGGAGAAGAGGAGGGAGGGGAGGGAGAGGGGGAAGUUGAUAUAUUGGAGGGCGAAGGGGAGGAAGAGGGGGAAGGGGAGGAGGUGGAGGAGAUAUUAUCUGAAGAUGAGAGAGAGCAGAUGUUGGAUGAUGAUGGUUACCUUGAUGAUGGGGCGGAGGAGGAGGAGAGGGAGGAGAGGGAGGGGGAGAGGAGGGAGAGGAAGGAUAGAUGGGGAGGAGGGGGAGGAGGAGAGGGGGAUGAGAGGGAGGUGGGAAAGGGGAAUAAAGAUUGGAUGGUGAUGGAGAUGGAGAUCCAGGGCGAUGAGGAGACAUUGGAUGGUGGGGAGGGGGAGGUGAAGGAGGAGGGCGUGGAGAGGAGGAAGAGGAGUAACGGGGAUGGCGAAGGGGAGGGGAGUGCUGAGGAAGGUGAGGAUGCGAGUGCGGGUGGGGAGGAGGGGAGUGAGUAUGGGGAUGAUGUGAGCUUGGGGAGUGGGGAGGAGUACGAGGAGGUUGAAGAGGAGUAUGAGGAGGUGGAGGAGGAGCUAUCUUACACUGUGAGUGAGGAGGAGGGUGAGGAGGAAGUGAGUGAGGGAGGGGAAGGGGGAAAGGGUGAGGGAGUGGGGGAGGGAGAGGGAGAGGAAGGAGAGGUUAGUGGGGAGGGUGUUGCAAGCGGAUCAGAGGGAUCUAAGGAGGAGAUUGAGGGGAGCAAGAGUGGAGGAGAGGAUAUGAGUUUUGAAACAUCUCUUACAAAGAACGAAGAGGAGAUAUUGAUGGAUGGAGGUAUGGAGGAGAAAAUGGGCUCAGAGGAUGGGGAGUGGGAGGAAUUUGGAUCAGAGGAAGGCUCGUGGGAAGAUUCAGAGGAAUUCCCAGGGGAAGGUUCACAUGAAGACGAAGCAGAUGGGACAGGCGAAUCAGAAAGUACGGGGCAAGAAGCGGAAACCUGUGCUGCCUCGACUCCACAGCACAAGGAGCACAAGGCGAGGGCGGGGAGGAGGCGGCGCCGGGUGCACAAGGCGGUUGUGUCGUUUGGGAAGUUCAUCCCGCCUGAACUGAGCGAGCUGGAGUCGCAUGAGCUGGAGGGGGAGGGGGAGGGAGCAUGUGAGGGGAGCGCUGCUGUGUUGAGCGAGCUGGAGUCGCAUGAGCUGGAGGGGAAGGGGAUGGAGAAUGAGCAUGUUGGGCGAGUGCUGGUGCUGUGGUGCAGAGCUGAGCUGAGCGAGCUGGAGUCGCAUGAGAUGGAGGGGGAGGCGGAGGGAGCAUGUGGGGCGAAUGGUGGUGCUGUGGUGCAGAGCAGGGUUGUCGUUAAGUUCAUUCCCGCUGAGUUGAGUGAGCUGAAAUCGCAUGAGAUGGAGGGGGCGGAGGGCGGGGGGCACAAAGGGGAGGAGAGAUAUUGGAGUGGUGCUGUGCGGUUGAGCUGGGCUGGGAGGCGGGGUUGA